AAAAAAUUACACACACAGUUUUUAGAGAGAGAGAGAGAGAGAGGGUUUUCGCGAGGAAAGAGGAGAGAGAGAGAGAGAGAGAGAGAGAGAGAGAGUUCAGAUAUCUUCUCGUCGCGGCGGAUUCCAUAGCAGAGUACUCAGAGAAGAAAUAGUCACCGAGAGAGACAGAGAGAGAGGGGCAGUCGUUCUUUAGAUCUGAGAUUCUAGAGAGAGAGAGAGAGUGAGGAGAGAGAGAGUAUGAGUAGCAAAGGAGGAAUCCGCAACAAUGGCGGCGGCUUACAAUCGAUUCCGUCGUCGUCAAGAAAGAUGGUUCAGAGCUUGAAGGAGAUUGUAAACUGUCCCGAACAAGAGAUCUACGCUAUGCUCAAAGAAUGCAAUAUGGACCCUAACGAGACCGUUAACAGGCUUCUCUCUCAAGAUCCUUUUCAUGAGGUGAAGAGCAAACGAGAAAAGAAAAAAGAGACAAAGGAAACAACAGAAUCUAGAUCUCGUGGUGUUAGUAACACUUCAAACCGUGGCAAUAGGGGUGCUACAGACCGUUACACUGGACGUGGUGGUUUAACUCAAUUUAAUGUUUCUGAGUCCGCUGCUUUGCAUGGUAAGCCUGCAUACCAGAAGGAAAAUGGAAUAAAUUCUUAUCCAAUUUCUUCAUCUUUGGCAUCUGGAAUGGAAGGAAAUAACAUGAACUUGAGAGCUCAUGGCCUCAGCAGUGAUUCUAUUACCACCGAAAGUAAAGGAUCGACAACAGUCACAGUUGAUGGUAUUUCGUCAUCUUCACAGCCUUCUUCUGGAUAUCAAUCUUCCUGGUUGGGGGUCCCAGGUCAAGUAUCAAUGGCUGAUAUUGUUAAGAUGGGCAGGCCACACGUGAAGACUUCAAACACAUCAUACCCAUCUCAUCACUAUGUUAAUCACAACCAUGUUCAGGCAUCACAUCCCGAUUUGCAUUCUUCUGAAGAUCAUGCUUCUAAGGUGUCAGAGAGAAAUUUUGAGCCUGUAGUUGGUGCAGGACAGCAUGUUUCUCCCAAUGAUGAGUGGCCCUUGGUUGAGCAACCACCAGCUACUAUUUUUCCCUCUGUGGUGGAGCCUCUUGCUGAUUCUGAGCUGCAUGCAAAUCAAUCUAACAUGCCCUUUGAGAGAAGUAACUGGCACUUGCAGUCCCAAACAGAUAAGGUUCCAGCACCAGAAGAUGUUGCUGUUGAAAAUUUUAGUGCAAAUCAUGUUGGAUCUGCUUCUGUGUCUGGUAGAAAGAUGCAGGAGGAUAAUAUUGGAGGUGCAUCUCAUUUUGACAAUGACUUGUAUAAGAAGACGGAUUCCUACCAGCCUCAUGGACAUACUUUUGAGCAUCAGGAAGUUGAAGAUGUUGGUGGCUCAGUAUCAUCAGUGACUGCAAAUUUGCAGCAAUUAAAUAUACAGAAAGAGGAUCAGGGUUCACCACCAGAAGAGGAUAACCCUUCUGUUGUAAUUCCAAGUCACCUGCAAGUCCAAACUGCAGACUGUUCACAUUUGAGCUUUGGUAGUUUUGGGUCUGGUAUUAAUGCUGCUGUUUCUGGACCGUUUGCAUCCAUGCCCUUGAAAAGUAACUUGGAAGAGGAACCUGCAGAUGAAGAUGCUUCAUCAAUUGGGCACUUGGAAACCAGAAAUCCCGAGUACUACGGGGAUGAGCCUCUCAGAACUGUCUCAGAUGGAAAUUUUGUUAAUAGAACUGUUACAAGUGCUGGGAGUUUUGAUUCAACUGGUGCUUCACAACCAGAAGUGUUGAAACAGGAAGACCCUGAAGUGGCACACGGGGAUCAUUAUACCUUUCCUUCUUCUACAUCUGGUUAUUCUUUUGAAAAUGCUCAACAGUUGAACACUGCAUUGCCUCAUUCGCAGUCAAUCUCUCAGAUGCAGAAUCUUGCUCCUUUCUCUAGUGUAAUGCAAGCGUAUACAAACUCGUUACCAAGUACUUUGUUGGCAGCAACCGUUCAGCCUGUAAGAGAGUCCGAUCUUCCAUACUCACCAUUUCCAAUUACACAAUCGACAGCCGCAAAAUAUGGCAACACAGUGUCCUCCAUAAGUGGUUCAACCAUUCCCAUGCCUGAGGCUCUGAAGACAUCGAACUAUUCAACUCAGCCAUCUCCACAUAUCCUGUCGGGAAGCAGUGUUGCCACAGAACCUGCUCUACCUCAACAGCUUGCCGUGCAUCCAUAUUCCCAACCCACUCUUCCUUUGGGACCCUUUGCCAACAUGAUUAGUUAUCCUUUCUUUCCGCAGAGUUAUACGUAUAUGUCACCUGCUUUCCAGCAAGCAUUUGCUGGUAACAACACGUACCAUCAAUCUCUGGCAGCAGUACUUCCGCAGUAUAAAAAUAGUGUAUCCGUGAGCAGCUUACCUCAAUCUGCUGCUAUUGCUUCUGGUUAUGGUGCCUUUGGGAGUUCAACCAGCAUCCCAGGCAACUUCCCCAUGAAUCCACCUGCUGCCCCAGCCGGCACGAACAUAGGCUAUGAUGACGUUUUAAGCUCUAGAUACAAGGACAACAGUCAUUUGAUCGCUCUUCAACAGAAUGAGAACUCUGCCAUGUGGGUUCAUGGACCUGGUUCCAGAACAAUGCCAGCUGUUCCAGCCAGCACAUAUUACAACAUUCAGGGUCAGAAUCAACAGUCAGUUGGAUUUCGGCAAGGUCAGCAGCCUUCACAGAAUAAUGGAUCUCUUGGGUACCCUAAUUUCUACCAUUCUCAGGGUGGAAUUUCACUUGAACAUCAUCAACAAAACCCUAGAGAUGGCUCCCUUGGUAGCUCUCAAGGCCAACCUUCUAAGCAGUCCCAACAAAUAUGGCAAACAAGCUACUAAUCUUAUGACAUCAAGGUAUUCCUGCAGAUGAAAUAAUAUAAAUUCAUAACGUUCGGAAGAGAACUUGAGUUCUUGCUGCUGCCCUGUGCCUCGUGGUUGUAUUCUAGGUAUUUAUCGCUGGUUAAUGAGAUGUAGGAACAUGCGUGCUAAUUUGAUGGUGAACAAAUUUUUUUUUUGUCACGUUUUUUACUUUUUUCUUUGUUUUUCCACUUAUAGUCAGAAACUGUGUUCUGUUCCCACACAGGAGUCCUUUGUAUUAUUGGUAAUUGAAUUUAUGACAAAAGGCUCUAUUUUAUUGCCAA
Messenger RNA from Cornus florida, 3131 nucleotides. RefSeq lists its product as uncharacterized. Bases 238 to 2829 code for a protein of 863 amino acids. The transcript has 10 exons. The record is from RefSeq and is a predicted model, not a curated record. NCBI's taxonomy places the organism in Eukaryota, Viridiplantae, Streptophyta, Magnoliopsida, Cornales, Cornaceae. Gene Ontology annotation, molecular function: protein binding.